CGAAGCUAUCACAAGCACCACGUCAAAUUCGUCGACAUGCCGUCCUUGCCGAUAUUCCAGGCUUUCCUGGUCUUCGUCGUGGCUAUCAGUGUACUGCAUGCAGCUGCAGCUGAAGACAUCCAGCUAAGCGAAGCUCUCGGUGGGUCUAAUGGAGUCGCGUUCUCAGAUAUCAACUCGGUCAAGUUUGGGCAAGUGGCGAGCUCUCUCACAAUCCGUGCCGGCGACCGGGUUGACGCAGUAACGCUCCAAGUUGCAAGUCCCGCUGAGUUGACGCUAAACCAUGGCGGUUCAGGAGGAACAGACAAUACACUUACACUUGAAGACGGCGAGUAUGUCACCUCAAUGGAGAUCCAUUGGGCCAAGAAGGGGAC
Phytophthora nicotianae INRA-310 is the source of this 371-nucleotide messenger RNA. RefSeq lists its product as hypothetical. Bases 149 to 241 code for a protein of 30 amino acids. NCBI's taxonomy places the organism in Eukaryota, Oomycota, Peronosporomycetes, Peronosporales, Peronosporaceae. The transcript has a single exon. The record is from RefSeq and is a predicted model, not a curated record.